Messenger RNA from Monopterus albus (swamp eel), 3455 nucleotides. RefSeq lists its product as uncharacterized. Bases 1055 to 3139 code for a protein of 694 amino acids. The record is from RefSeq and is a predicted model, not a curated record. The transcript has 6 exons. Gene Ontology annotation, cellular component: intermediate filament. NCBI's taxonomy places the organism in Eukaryota, Metazoa, Chordata, Actinopteri, Synbranchiformes, Synbranchidae.
AAAAAUAAUAAAAGCCUCUGGUCUUUGCGGCUCAAGAUACAGGUUGCACUACAAUUUGUGAUUCACAUUCAUUCUCAACAUCUCACCAUCUUCAUCAUAUAAUAUUUACUCAUUUUUCCCUUUCAUCUAGAUUUGCAGAACAUUUUCAUGUACUCUCUCUGCUAAUUGCUGGGGUCAGAAGUUCAGGAAAAACCAAUCCGCCCAUGGGGAAGUGGUGAGAAAUGUGACAGGAGCUAUUUAAAGACUUCUUGAUAAUGAGGAGGCAUGGGUGGAAUCUUGGAGCCAUUUCAUUAUAAACACAUAGUGUCUGCAAUACAACCCCCAACCCCCAUCUAUCUCUCAACAGCCAUAAUAAAUGUUACCAGCUGUAUUUUCUCCAGCCCCUCUGGCAAAACAGAGGUAGAAACUAAGAGUUGUUUGUGUGCUACAGGUUCUACUGAUGCAUGAAGUAAUGAUCUUUCCUAGUUCUUCUUUAAACCAGCAAGACUUCCAGACAGUGAAUGAUUUACUGUGAUAUCGUGAAGUAAGGCGGAUUAAGACUGUCAUUUGAUUUAGCAAAAUGCAAGUUUUCUAACACUACAAAUUAGUUCUGCUCUCUAAAGAGAAGUAGUUGUUACUGUUUUAUAUCUUACAACAAAUUUAAAAUUAAACAAUUUAUAAACUGUAUACUGUAUGGAUUCCAAGUGUUCAGUCUAAUUCUUACAAGUCCAUAUGGGCAAAUGGUUUCUCUCUCCCAGGCUGAAAAGGCCUGCUGUUGCUCCCUUUUCUCCCUGCCCAGUGUUUAUUAAUAAACCUAAACAAAUGUGACACGCAGCAGCACAGGGACAGAGUGAGUGGAGGCUGGGUCAACUCUCUUUACACCCCUUCAUCUCUUAGUUCAUCUGCACACACUGCUUGCACUCAUUCUUUGCUUUCUCACUUUGCUGUGUCGUUUUAACUCACAAUAGAAACGUUCGCUCCUGGCAGAGGAAACAGGAAUUUAAGUUAAGAGGGAUGAGAGUGCUCUAAAAGGGACUUCUACAUCAAGAGAAGUGGCAAGAUUUAGGCUAAACCGAUGGAGGACAACAUUUCAUUUACUGGGUUGGAGCCUCUCUUUAUCAAAGAAGAGGAUGCGGAGACAGACAGAACUCACAUGGAACCAAGAGCAUGCAAUACAGCACAAUCUGGACUUGCCUUCACUGGAACACAGUUGAAUCCAUCAUCUUUAAUUAAGCCAUACUUACAGGAGAUGGAUGAUUUACUGAAGAGCUGUGAGGAGCUUACUGGUAUUCCCUUUGGAUCUCGUUACUUAGAAAGUUACACAGAAAAAAGCAUGAGUGAAUCAAGUCAUGAUCCGAGCAAAGAGAAAGUCACAACAGAGAGCUAUAGAGAAACAAGUUAUCUUUCCACAAGCUAUAUUGACAUUCACAUAGAUGCAGCAGAUGCAGAAGACCACCCCGCACAAAGCCAGGCACAAGGCACAGGCACAAUUAUCAACAGGUGUGAAAUGGCCACAGAAGAGUCUCACCUGACAAAAAUGCCUCUAACUUCAGCAGAAAACAAACUGAGUGAAACUAUGCUGGAGUAUGAGGGCCAGCUGUUGGGGAUGUUAGCCAUGCUGGAGAACUGCACGGAAGACGCUGGGGUGGACUUUGAGCCACAAAACCAGGCUACUGAUAUAAGCCAAGAAUAUGUAAACAUAACAAAGAAUCCUCAUCGGUGUAGGGGUACCACACUAGUGCCUGUUCAGCAAGAGAAGCCAGUGAAGUUGGAGACCCAGCCAAUGCAAUUAGAAACCUGCAUUGCUCAACAUGCAGAGGGAGAUGAAGCUUCCAAUAACAGCAGAGAUGUUGUGACAGUAGAUUCAGUACCAAAAGGAAGCCAGCAGAACCCUUUGCUUGGAUGUGAUAACAUGGGUGGCUUCUCAGUGGAAAUGUCAGGGAAUUUCAAUGCAGACCAGAGGGUUUUUGAUCAGCAGUUCUUGUUUUCAAGGCCAUCAAAGCCAUUUGAUAGUAAAAAAAAUGACCCAAAAGACAUAACUGGGGCUGAAGUAGAUGACACUGAAAUGACAGCUGAAGAGAGACAUGAGCUCAGACUAGACACCAUUUAUCUGAGAUCUGGCAUGAAUGAACUAGGACAGUUGGGGUCUCAGAUGGAGGACUGCAUACAGGAGGUACAGCAGUUAGAGAAGAGAAGAAAGGAGCUGCUGUUGGAGGUGCUGGAGUUACGAGGGAAUAAAGACAGAGAGAAGGCAGAGGGGAGCAAAGAGGAAGAAGAGGAGACAGCAGAACAGAUGGACAGCAAAGUGGCAGAGCUGAUAAAUAUGCUGAAGAAAGAGGAGGAAGGGAGGAGGGAGGAGAGGAAAAGGGAGAUACAGAGCCUCAGGGAGGCAAGAGCAGAGGAGGAGAGAAGGAUAUGGAAGAUCAACCUGGAGAGACAGUGGCUACAAGAGCAGCUCAGACAGCUGAAGAAGAGGCUCUUCACCAUGGCUAGGGACUGUGCUCACAGUCAGGCCGCUUUCAAUGCCCAGCAUUGUGCAGUGGAGCUACUAAAGAGAGAAGAGGAGAAGCUGCAGUCCCUGGUGCUGCAGCUGACCACAGAGGGCUGCCAGCUCAGGUUAGCCCAGCAACAACGGCUCUCGGGACUAGAAGCAGAUCUUCAUGCAAAGUGCUCCAGUCAGGCCUCCAGCACACAGGAGGAGCUGACGGACUGCAGGAGGCACUCCUGUGGGGACAUCCAGCAAUAUGUGUACGGUGGGCUGAGAGCCCUGGAGGACAGGUAUGAACCCAUUUUGCUGGCACUGCUGAAGAGGAGAGAAGCAACUGCUGGAGCAUUAGUGAAAGCCAAGGAGCAGGCCCAGGAGCUGAAGGCCCAGCUGAAACCCAUAAAAGAGGAGAUCCAAAAGCUUAAGCUCCAGAGAGCUUGUUCGGAGGAAAAAAUCAAACUGAUACACAUACAUCGGAGAGAGGAUGCGGGCCAGUACAAGGAGACAGUGUACUGUCUGGAGGAGAGAAGCAGAGAGCUGAAGACUGAGUUGAAGAUUCAGAAGAAAAAAAACAAAGAAAUAGAGGAGCUGAAAGACAGUCUUACCAAACAGCUCCUCCUUUACAGGGCUGCAGUUGAGGACUAUAACAAGUGUGACCAUGUGAAGAAAACUUGACCUGCUAUUCACAAAACUGAGUUCUAUGAUUUAAUAGCAAACUGUUUUAUUUUUUUUCUGCAACAGUGAACACCAAGGCUCAAGUAAUGCACUUUAGACAUAUUUUGAAGCAUGCCAUUGUUCAAAAACAUACAUUUUUAGAACAGCCUGUAAAGAUCGACUAGACCGCUGCUCGUAGAAGGGUUUUGUUGUGCUUCUUGUAAUCUAGGACGUCCGAUGACUUAAUGUCUGUUUCUAGAGCAGAGAGGGGUUCAUGUACUUAUAAGGGGAAACAUGGCUGAAGAACUAAGCACUGGGGCACAGAGUAAUAAAGUGA